CUGGACUCCCCUCCCAUCAACAUCAUCAUCACCAACAAAAGCUGUGGUUCCGUUGGUGUCACCACCACAUCCUCCGUCCUCCUCCUCUGACGGUUUUCCUUUUUCGAUCCGCUGCAGUCUCGUCGCCGUAGAAUUCGCACUGACAACGGUAGAGUUGGAAUUAAUGGAGGAUUGCUGUGAUUUUAUACAAUGGCUUGGAGCUGAUAUGUCCAUAAAGAUACUAAUGUGUUUGGAUAAUCCAGCAGACCUUGUUCGUGCUAGUGCUGUUUCAAGCUCCUGGCGUCAGUUUGUUGUCGCGAAUGGCCUUUCUAAGCAGCUUUGCAUAAGAAUGUUUCCUAAAGUAUCGAGUGUUAUUAGUGUUGUCGAGAUGAAUAACAGGAUAGAGCAUGGACACUAUGGCGUUGAUGGUUCUAUGGAAUGGCCACGGUUGGAGAAGGAACACCGAGUAUAUGCGUUUUUAGCUAGGGGUUUCACCUCCUUUAUGAGAAGGGAUUGCAUAUUGGAGGCGAUUGUUGCAUCUAGCACAGAUAACUAUCCUCAAGAAAGCAUCCAUCACACUUUAGAACCAGGUGACAGGGUUGAUCAAAGGGCUUCUUACUGGUCAAGCGAAGGCGAAGUUGAUCCUUCAGUUCCUGAAACAUUAGUAUAUAAGCUUAUUGCAAAUUUAUGUGUGAUUACUGAGAUCCACAUACAUCCUUUUCAAGCAUAUUUUCAAUUUGGUUUUCCCAUUUACUCUGCAAAAGCUGUGCGGUUUCGGUUGGGGCAUGUGAAGCCUACUUAUGAAAUUGAGAGUGACAUGAAAGACGAGUCUACAGCUGCUUUGAGGUUUAUCCGUGACAAUGUUGUUUGGACAUACACAUCACCAUCAUUUCCAAUGGCACAGGAGAGCCGUCUUCAAAAAUUUAAGCUACCAGAACCUGCUUUAUGUAUCGGAGGGAUCUUGCAGAUAGAGUUGCUGGGUAGGGUUCAGAGACAAGAAAUGGAUGAAAAAUACUAUAUAUGCGUGUCGCAUGUUCAAGUUAUGGGACGACCUCUUUCACCUGCAUUUGAUGUGGAUAUAAUUGAUUCGAGUGGGUUGUGCUCGCUGAAAUACUACUCGCAUGCAGAGUAUUGCUGUUCACCCCCAGAUUCUCCUGAAGGUGAGGCAAGUAGUAGCCCUUCUCGUUUCCGUUCAUUCACUGCAAGCAUAAGAGGUUGGGAGCAAAUGAUUCUUAACACAUUACUUGGCGGCGGAGUGGUGGUGGGUAACGAUGAUUCAGAUGAUGAGGUCGUUGGUUAAUCCCCUUCUUUAUGAUAUACAAAUAGAGUUAGCAGGUAACAGUUGUUGGAAGAGCUGCAAUCUAAAUCCCCCAUUUUUCUUUGUAAUGUUGGUUGUUUGGUACUCGUUGCCUAAAUCUGUGGUUAUUGUAACAUCUUUGUUGGCUUCUUUUAUUAGGACGUUUAGUUGUAUACAUAUUUACAAAUAACU
Molecule: messenger RNA, 1468 nt
Organism: Cynara cardunculus var. scolymus (artichoke)
Lineage: Eukaryota; Viridiplantae; Streptophyta; Magnoliopsida; Asterales; Asteraceae
Product: F-box protein At4g00755
Exons: 6
Coding region: 164-1279 (371 amino acids)
Molecular function (GO): protein binding
Source: RefSeq, a predicted model, not a curated record